UCCAUACAUCCAGGAUGUUUUCGUUGCUCCUUAUAAUGACAGUUUGUUUUGUGGUUUUGAUUCUAUCUCAGGAAAGGUUAUCAAAACGUUGGAUAACUUUCCCAGGAAAACAUGAAAUCAGAUGGGAAAGCUUUUCAUUUGAUAUUAAACUCUGGGGACAGAAAGAAAAAACAACUGCACCACUUUCUGUGUCUACCACAACCAGCCGAGCAAAAAAUAAUGAUUCAACACAAACAAACCCAGUGACAGAGCCGAAAUACUCUACACAUGGAGCCGUGGCUGAGACUCCAAUACCUCUCCUCUACCAAGGAAAUUUCACAAAGGCUCCUCAGUGGGAUUUUGAUGAUGUCUAUAACCAGGAUGCCCCACCUAGACCAACAACAUGUGCCCAAUCACUUCGAAACUCUCAGGAUGAGAACUUCAAGAAGGCUUUUCUUCCCAACAUACGUUUGUUUCUGCACAAGGACAACAUUAACAUGAGCGAGUGGAAUCGCCUUUCACAUUUUAACAAUCCUUUUGGGUUUAUGGAGUACAAAUAUGAUGAUGUGAUGGCUUCAGUGAAGCUGAUUCCAAAGCCAAAAGAGCCACUGCUCCUCCCGAAACCAGGUGGUGAUGGCUGUGUUCACUGUGCUGUUGUGGGUACUGCGGGAAUUCUGAACGGCUCAAAAUUGGGUGCAGAGAUCGAUGCUCAUGAUUACGUUUUUCGGAUGAACGGUGCAGUUACCAAAGGUUUUGAGGAAGAUGUAGGAAAUAGAACAUCAGUGUACGUUCACACAGCGUACUCCAUCACUGCAUCGCCUUCUGUUUUUGGGAUGUAUGGAUACAAAUCUGCCCCUCAUGAUGAGGGAAUAAAAUAUGUGAUGAUUCCUGAGGGGAUGAGAGAUUUUCAAUGGCUCAAGGGUCUUCUCAAAGGACAGCAGGUCUCUGGUGGCCAAUUCGACAAGGAAUGGCCAAGGGACUACUAUUCAGGGCAGUACAAUGAGAGCCGCUUCUACGUUCUACACCAGGACUUCCUCCGAUACGUGAGGAACAGGUUCCUAAAGUCACCUAAUCUGAAUCAAACAUUCUGGCCAAUAGUCAGACCAACCAACGGAGCGUUCACUCUCUUCCUGGCUUUGCACACAUGUGAUACAGUGGAUGCAUAUGGAUUCAUGACUGAUGAGUACAUGAAAUACUCCAACUACUACUUUGAGAAGUACAUUAAAAGUAAUGUAAUUUUCUAUGCCAACCAUGACUACAUUUUGGAGAAGAAUACAUGGAAAAGCUUUCACAAAAGAAAAAUAAUAAAACUGUAUCAAAGAACGGAGCCAGAAACGAAGACAGAAACCCUGAAGCAACACUGAGUUCCCUCUUAAUGACAGAACCCGCACCACUGAUCUGUUGAUAUUCAAAGCUUGUUUCAGGCAGCACAUUGGUGCAGUGGUUAGCCUAAGAAAGUCCUGUGUUCAAAUCCACCAUAUCGCCAGGGACUAAGAUCCAUCCCCCCUGUGACCCUCAGUUGGAUAAGUGGAAGAUGGAUGGAUGGAUGGAUGGAUGGAUGGAUGGAUGGAUGGAUGGAUGGAUGGAUGGAUGGAUGGAUGGAAUGAAGGUGAUCUGAUUUGUUCAAGUUUGUUUGGGAUGUUUUGCCAGUCCUAAAGGGGUCCUCAGUCCAGUAUAAAACAAAAUCACAAGCAGAAAUCUUUAAAUGAAAGACAUUAUAACAUCUUGUUUUAUAAGUCAGCCUAAAGGUUUAUUUCAUGGGACGUUUUGUAUUUUUUAUAUUAUGAGACAACCUGAUUGCUUUUAGCUGAAGGUAAAAGGACUCCUCCAAGGUUUAUAACUCUAAACUAUAACUAAAUUGUCUCAAGGUUUAGAUUUAUUUAUUUAUUGUCAUUAUGUUACAAGAACGUAACAAAAAUUACAGUGGUGCUCUCGGUGAUAAAGAAAAUACAAAAACGAUUGAUAAAUAAAUAAGAUUAAAACGGGGCAAAAAAUCAAAAAGGUAAAUGCAGAAGACUUUAGCACUCUUUGGAGUACAUGCAUACUGAUAUGCAAAGAAAAGUUGAUGAUACUGCAAACCAACACGUAUGGAUCAGUAUUUAAGGUUUGACUCUCAUCAUCCACUGGAGCACAAACUGGGUGUCAUCAGGACACUACAACAUGGAGCGAACACCACCCCCACGCUUACAAUGGCCAGGGAAGCAGAAGAACAUCAUAUCAAGAUGACCCUGAGUAAAUGUGAUUAUUCCAGCUGGACAUUUGUUAAAGCUGGGAAGGCGCCUAACAAAAACUUCAGCCAAUCCAGGAGAGAAGGACAACCGCUGACUAAGUAAGAACCCUUAGUGAUCUCUUAUGUCAGGAGUAUUGGAGCAGUUGAGACACAUUCUCUUUAAAUAUCAUGUCUCUGUGGAUUACAAACCUCAAAACACACUGCGCCAAAAAUUGGAGGAUUGUCAUGAUUUAUACGUCAGGGAAACCAAACAACCACUGGCAAAGCGGAUAGCACAACACGGAAGAGCUAACUCGUCAGGCUAGGACUCUGCAGUCUAUUCACACUUACAGGCCAGUGGACACUCUGUCAAUGAUGAGGAUGUACACAGGGAGCAAUGCUGGUUUGAGUGGGGAGUCAAGGAGGUCAUUUAUAUAAAAAAGGAAAAAGUGAAAAGGGCAAGACAGUAUCUUUUGUAUUUAUUGUUUCAGUCUUGUGUUGAGUUGUCCCACAUUAUUGUGUGUUCCCUUCUUUUUUUGAGAGUCUCCUACUGUUUGUUAGUAUUUCCAUUCCCGUUAUAUCCCAGUAAAUCCUUAAUUUUUGCUUUCAGUUUUUUGAUAGCAAAGAUUCAGGAUUCAAAUCAUCAGAACAAGUUUGUAUCACAUCCUUCACUAUCUUACUACAAGUAAAAGGUGGUGUCUGUCAAACAUGGCCAACAUGUUUGUUCUGUUUGUUUUUUCCUUAUUGAAAAAUCGAUCGAUCACCCCCAUCUUUGAGUGAAUGCAACAUAACCUUUUCAAAGUAAUAUCUUCAAUGCUGGAUUCUUAACAUGUACAUUUUCAGAUUCUGAUACUAUAACAUUUUGCAUUUUAUUUGAGUAAAUAUUUAGUAUAUUUUAGUUACUGUACAAUGCAAUAAUAGUGUUAAGUUAAUUAAUUACAAAUAAAAUGCUCAACUGUACUAAAUAAGUACAGAAUUACUUAUAAGCAGGGUUAAUUGUUUUUAAUUGUGUCAGAAGCACAAAUAAUAUUUGUUGUCAAAACUGAUCAAAUCAUAUUGAUUUAUUGAAUAUGCUUUUUAGCACCAAUGAAUUAAUUUUUGUAUAUAUACA
Oreochromis aureus is the source of this 3299-nucleotide messenger RNA. Its product is annotated as alpha-N-acetylgalactosaminide alpha-2,6-sialyltransferase 1-like. NCBI's taxonomy places the organism in Eukaryota, Metazoa, Chordata, Actinopteri, Cichliformes, Cichlidae. The transcript is spliced from 9 exons. Gene Ontology annotation, molecular function: sialyltransferase activity. The coding region runs from base 15 to 1343 and encodes 442 amino acids. The record is from RefSeq and is a predicted model, not a curated record.